GCCCCACCCAUAAAAGUGAUCGUUUCCGGGGUCGUCAGAAUCCCGGCAUGGCGGAAGGAAGGUGAACAUGGUGAACCACUAGCGGCGAGCGAGCACCAAGUCCGGGAGAGAGAGGGGAAGAAAAACCUACAGCAACGCUUCGCCGAGACCCAGUAGUUAGCGCCGAUGGGUCGGGAAGAUGGCGAGACAUAUGUACAAUAGAAUGAGGAUAAAACUGCGGGCGCUGUUCGCGGCGCUGAUGCUCUUCUCCGUCCUGUGUUCGGUGAUGUACUACAUCUAUGGCGCCCCUGGCGAAGCAAACACCCUGUGGUUCACGUACCUAGCCUUCAACAAGGACAUCGCAGAGAAGAUCGUGAGCUGGAAGGAUGCCUUAGUGAGUGACAGUAUAGUCAUACCCCCAGAGCAGUGGGCACUCAUGCAGAAGAACAACAUUUCCUAUGAAUAUCUGCUGGAAGAGUACAAGAGAAACCUGUCCAGGUGGAACGAAGUGAGCACCACAUUCGCACCCCCCAACCUGGUGCUGCAUGAGAAUGAGCUCUGUCCAGAGAGAUUACCAUCGAUGACGGGAGAGAUCGAGGUGAACAUGACAGAGGUAAACCUGACCACAGUCAUGAAUGAAAUUCUCCAGGAAGGACCCAUCAAGCCUGGGGGGCACUGGACACCGACAGAUUGUAAAGCUAAAUACAAGGUUGCGAUCUUAGUCCCGUAUCGGAACAGAGAGGAGCACAUCCCCAUCCUGUAUCGCCACCUCAUUCCAAUGCUGCGCCGACAGAAACUGGAGUUCGGCUUCUACUUCAUAGAGCAAGCUGGGACCAACCCGUUCAACAGAGCGAUGCUUUUCAACGUGGGGUUCAAGGAAGCCAUGAAGCGCUACCCCUGGGACUGCUUCGUCUUCCAGGACGUGGACCACAUUCCUGAGAACAACAGAAACUACUACGGCUGUGGACAGAUGCCCAGACACUUCGCAGUCAAGCUGGACAAGUACAUGUACAGACUACCUUAUGACGAGUUCUUCGGAGGCGUUAGCGGGCUGACCACAGAGCAGUUCAAGAAAAUUAACGGCUUUCCCAAUGCAUUCUGGGGCUGGGGAGGGGAGGACGAUGACCUCUGGGCAAGAGUUGCAAAUGCUGGAUACGAGGUGUCCCGACCCCCUGGAGAUGUAGGGAAGUACAAGUCCAUCCCCCAUCAUCACAGAGGGGAGGCACAGUUCCUGGGAAGGUGGGGCCUUCUGAAGCAGUCCAAAACAAGGAACUUCUUGGACGGUCUGAACAACAUCGUGUACGACCCCCUCAUCACCGUGCACCCCUUAUACGUCAACAUCACGGUGGAUCUACAGCCCAUGGAUGUGGACUAUCCCGAGGAGGAGAGCUAGCACAGGGGGAGGGGGGCGCUACAUUCUAAACUUCAAGGUCGUCCCGCGGUCCUCUGUGCUUGAACCCCCAGGCCUGGUAUACGAGGAGGGCGCAUGACGAAAAUUUACUGAGACAUUUUUUGAUGCCCUUUAUACCUAUGUGAAAAGGAUGAAAGCUGUGACGUGUUGUUCUUGUAUAAGUUAUAUCUCUGAUUGUAAGGCUAGCCAAAUGUAGACGAAUGAUCCACAGUCUUCUGGGGGUUGCACAGAGGAUCGUGGGAAGCCAAAGUGAGUCCAUGUAAAACUAGAAGCAGGCUGCUAUAAGUUAAACUGCAGUAAGUUAAAUCUUGUCCGUCACCAAGAAAUGCCUGAAAAUGUCGAGCCAGGCUUGCACCUCCCACGGGCAUUUUACAGUUCCAGCCCUGUCCAGGCUACCUUUCAAAGGUGGCCCAAGCUUGAAACUUCUCCCGUCAUUAGUUCUGAGAUACCUCUGUUUAUCAUAAGACAUUUGAUGUAACAGUAUUGCAUAAUGCACAUUGUACUGUGGUACUAGUCCACUAGUUUAAGUUACAACUGCAUCUGUUUAUCUUAGGUCAUUUGACGUAACAUUAUUUCGAUGUGCAACAAAACAGUAUUGCAUAAUGUACACUGUACUGCAGUUAUCCACCAGUUUAAGUUACAAACGCGUCUGUGAAGAAGAAGCGGUGGUCCAAAAGUGAAAUGGGUUUCUUGAGGCUUCUCAUGGCAGGUUGAUUCAGCUAGUCAGACACAUUUGUAGAUGCCAGGCUCACUGGUCAUGAAAAGCUAAGACUUGGGCAUCUCAUCCUGUCCUCAUCUGCAACAUAAUGAAAGCUAAACAACAAUUAUAAGUCUCCAAGCAGAAGCAGUGUCUCGCUCGGUGUUUCACAUGUGUUUUUAAGGCUUUUUAUAUGUCGGGGGGAGGGGAAAAAAGUAGACCCCAAGAUAAACAUAUAAAGACCUUCAAAGCAAAGGCCAGGCACUGUUUGGAGAUCAGCAAUGGUAAGGCGGGGCUGUACUUUUGCACAUAAGUACUUUUUUUUCUUAUUAUUCAAGUGUACCUAAUGUUUGUAUAGUGUUUGAUGAUGUGUGGCUUGGGAUAAAUCUUACUGAUGCAUUGUUGAAAGUCAAAUCAAAGAGUGCUAAAAACAUAUGAUCUUCUCGGGCAGCUGCGAUUAUGGAUCAUUUAAUUAACACCACAUUUCUUUGGAUAUGUUUGGAGCUGUGUAAAUAUUCAUUAUCAUUUAGAUUUAAUGGUUUACCUUGUUUACUAUAUCAGUUAUUAAGUUGAUGAGAAAUAUCCAAAGAGUUUCUGUAUUUUUUAUCAAGGACAUACGUGUAUGUGCUAGUCCAAGUCCAAAACAGACCUGAUUUGUCAAACUGUGAUAAAAUUUGCCCAUCAAAUAAGCUGUCAGUAGAUAUAAUGAUUUUCCAAUCAAGAAUAUCAUCUUCAGCACAAGUCAUAACAAAAAACAGGAUGAAGGCAAAACUGUGCAAGGUGGUUUUUCCUGAUUGAAAGGUUAUCAAGAAAGGUAGAACUAACCAAUACAGUUGUUGGGCAAAGACAAAAGGGUUUGGGGGCGUCAGAGUUUGACAUUUUAGUGUCCCGUAGGCAUAUCACAAAUCUUGACGGACAGACGUACUGUGUGUCUUUUGUCAUAUAAAUGUAUUUUAUGUUAUGUUAUCUGCCAAAAAUUUGUCCAGAAAGAAAUUUUUCUAAGUUAAAGAAGUGAACCGACAUACUUAAUGAUUGUGUUACAUUUGUGCUUAGCAUUGCCUGUCUUAAUUUUCCUUUAAAAAAGGUACACGUACCAUCUAACACGUCAAGCAGACUUGUAAGACCUGCAGUUGUAUGGACAGCGAAGUGUGUGGGGAGAUGUACAUCUAUCAUUCUAUGGUCUAUCUGUGUAGCCUCGGAGGCUAGUAGUACUCUGUGCUGUGCUUUUUGUGUGUGCAAACUACAAUGGCCAGUGUUUGUAGCUUCCCAGUAAGGUGUAAGUUCUAUCUGAUGUUUUCUUGUUGCUGAUUUGUUACUUUCAGUUGUGUGAUUGAGCCGUGUCUCAACUUAAAAAUAAUGUAUCAUGUUACCAGUUAUUGACUGUAAGUUAAGACAAAUAUUUGAGAGCACCGCUAUACUUUGUACAUUUUAUAGAUAGAGCCAAAGAUCUCUCUCUUUUUGAACUGGUAAAUUUUGAUGCCUACAAUGCUUUUUCAAAUUUUGUAACUUGAGAACACAGCUCGCAAUCAGCAAAUACUACACUGUGGUGUGUUGCAGACAUGCUAUUGCACUAUUGCAGUUUUGUAGCUCAAAUGCUUGAAAUUGCCUUCGUGCAUUUGUAAUGGACUUGCUAUUUAAUGUAAUGUGUUCCUCUCAUCAAAUCAUUGAUUAACGACCAAAUUACAUGUAAAGACUUAAAUAAUUAGGGACUUAAUCAUUACACGGGCCGCUGCUUUGGUAUGCCAUCCUUAGAUCUGGAAGUAUCAGUAGUAAUGUGUAAGGAUGUUCCUAGUCGGUGCUGAGACGGUAACACUUGCCUAGCUGCUCUGUGCAUGGGAUACUUACUGUACAGUCAUAGAUGUGUGAUAUUGUGGAGUCAUAUCAUUUUUUGUACACUUUUUUCUUUGAAAUGACAUACCAACUAAUGUAGACAUGUGAUCUGAAUUGUUUUAGUCUACCAGACUCCUCUGAGUUGCUGUGGGAAAAAAAGUAGAUAGGCUUGGGCUCUGGGUGGCCCAUGUGUAACCCCUUGGCCAGCUAACUCCCCUGGCAAAUUAUUUACCAUGUUUUGCCAGUUCCCACUAUUUUACCAGCAAUGCAAGAAGUCAGGUAGAUACCACAAUCUGUAUUGGUAUUGACCUUUUUUAUUGAUUACUGUAGUACUAUGACUAGUAUGAGGUAGUUGUGACAUGACAUUUCCGGCCAGGGUAGAGGCAUAUUUGUAGCAGUCUGACAGAAAUGCUGGUUUUGCUCUAGUAGAGAACCUGAUCAGAGGGGCAAAACUUUUCAACUUCGAUCGAUUCAUGACACUUUGAAUCAAUCUACAUGAAGUUUCUAAUUUACAAAGGGGAGAACAUCCUGAUCAUCAGACAAUCAGCAUCUCUACUAAUAGAAUCAGUGAUUCUGCCAGAUCGCAGUCUCUGCCCACAUACACAAAAUGUCGCUCAGAUAUAACACCAUCGUAGGCACUGUGUCAUGGAAUGGUUAAAAAGCUAGCAGCUGAAAUGUAUAUAUAUAGAUAGGCCAAAAUGUUUCUGGUGUCUCAGCCAAAGAAGUCUUGUUGCCAUCUGCGCAUGAUUUAUUUUGUUUAUACAGGUGGUCAAAUGCUAUAAUGUAUUCACUAGGCAGUGCUAAGUGGUCAACCUGAAAUGAGGGUAUGAUAGAAAUGCUUUUAAUGUUCAAUAAGAAGUGAUGUGAAUGCUGUGCUGGCUUUGCUAUCAAGAAACACUAUAUUUAUGCAGAGGAAGGGGCAAAAUUUAUAGGUUCUAUGACUUUUUUUGAAAUUGGAAAUAGGGCAUGUAACUAACAUCUUUGCCCAGCUCGCCGGCUGAAGUACAGUUCAUGUAAAAUGAUCGAAUCUUGAAAUAUUUCAUGUAUUUAGGACAUGGGACCCAGUUAACACCAAAUUCAGCAAAAGUCACCAUACAGUCUGUGUGUGUGUGAGAGUCAGAGUGAGACUCCAAAUACACACAGUGUCUUUAUACUAGUCUCCAAGCAGAUCCUACGGUGCCAUAAGAUAGUACCAAAGCUGGCAAAGAAGUAUAGCAGCCAACGGGAGUCAGACGGGCACAGGAGCAUACACUCUCCAAGGCUGGCUUCACUCCUCUGCCAGCUUUUGAUACUACACAAAUCUUAUGCUACUGUAAGAUCUGCUUGGAGAUGAUCUUUAUACUGCAGUAGCAACGCCACAAUGAGAUUGCUUGUCUGUCUUGGACCAAUGACAGAAAGACUGUGAGCCAUCUGGAGUCCCGUGUCCGCGAUGCUGCCCCAAUGAUUCUGCCAAUAUGAAGCUGUCUGUGUCUGUGCUUAAUCAAGGCUUUGUACUGUGGCUGUCACGCAGCGUACUUAGCUGUCCUGUUGUACAAGCUUUUUUAAUCGCUAAUAAAGGUAGACAUAUCAAGA
Branchiostoma floridae (Florida lancelet) is the source of this 5489-nucleotide messenger RNA. Its product is annotated as beta-1,4-galactosyltransferase 5-like. Gene Ontology annotation, biological process: carbohydrate metabolic process. Bases 179 to 1372 code for a protein of 397 amino acids. Lineage: Eukaryota; Metazoa; Chordata; Leptocardii; Amphioxiformes; Branchiostomatidae. The record is from RefSeq and is a predicted model, not a curated record. The transcript has 9 exons. Gene Ontology annotation, molecular function: UDP-galactose:glucosylceramide beta-1,4-galactosyltransferase activity.